AUGCUUCGGCCCCUUUCCCCUGUUAGUUACCGUUCCUAUAAGCUCAGACCACCAAAACGGUCUCCCUUGCAGGCAUGCCGAGUAGUGGGGGCUGAGGAGGUUUCAGCUCCCCCCCCCCAAAAAAAAAUAAUUCAAGGAGUCUUCAGCCCCCCAAAACCCUGUGGUCUUCUCUGCCUCCUUGCUCAAUAUUGCGUGGAUAGGAGGCUGAGCGUGGAGCCUGGGGGCUGCACUCUGCCUCUUCCUGCCCAAUGCUGUGUGGGGAGAAGGCAGCCAUUUGAGCGCUGGCAUCACACCAGUGUGUCCCAGCCCGGCACGCUAUUUGGGAGCAGAUGCAUCAUGUGA
Podarcis lilfordi (Lilford's wall lizard) is the source of this 342-nucleotide messenger RNA. The record is from the annotation of a GenBank genome assembly. Lineage: Eukaryota; Metazoa; Chordata; Lepidosauria; Squamata; Lacertidae.